Messenger RNA from Aureobasidium pullulans EXF-150, 707 nucleotides. RefSeq lists its product as uncharacterized. Bases 205 to 660 code for a protein of 151 amino acids. Lineage: Eukaryota; Fungi; Ascomycota; Dothideomycetes; Dothideales; Saccotheciaceae. The record is from RefSeq and is a predicted model, not a curated record. The transcript has a single exon.
AGCACCAGGAUCAUGUCAACAAACUUCUUAUGCAAGUCUUGAACGAGAGUGGUCAACACGCGACCAAAAGAUGAAGAGACCGGAAGGCGUGCAUCUUUCUUCAUAUCACGGUCAUGGCAGAUUCAAUACCGCAGCAACAUCGAAGCAUGUAAAACAAAAACAUGUCUUCUUCAGCACGCGUUACUUGCGUAUUCAAUCAAGCAAAUGGCGGAUCGUCCGUACGCACCGCCAUCACAACUUGUUCCGUGUCGGGUUCGAUACUAUAUAUGGGGACUACAUGUAUCGCAGCUUGACCUUGCUUUGGAGUUGUCGCCAGCUUGUCUCCUUUUCGUACUCGAUCCAAACAUACAACCAGGUCGGCUUGCUUGGAUAUGCCUCCUUUCCUAUGACAAGACUACAAACUGUUGUCAUUCGACGCCAAAGAUCUCGACCUCCUUCCAGAUAUCGGAAAUUAACAUCUUACUCAACUCUCUAGCAAUGCACCAGGAUGGCUCUGAAGAUACACAAACCACUCUCAGGAUCUUGGGUUUGUGGCUCGAAAUAGCCGGCCAGUGUACCAGCUAUAAGCACUCGUUCCGCAGCCGUAUGCGAGAUGUCAAAUCUGAUAACUUUACACUUCUGUCAUCUUAUACGACUUCCCUCCUUCCAUUAAAACGCUGAGCCUAUCGGUGUGAAAAGCUGGUAAGACUGUGAUGCUUGCGGCCAAA